GCCGGAAGCUGCGCGGCUUCUGUCAAGUUAUAAUCCACUUGUUAUUUUUCCUCGUCACUGCGAGGUCCUCAGUCUCUCUCUUGUAAGCCAUAAGCCGCCAGUCUUUUUCUUAGCUUAAUCAUAGUUGUCAACAUGUUCCCUAGGGUGAUUUUGAAGGAAACUAUGAUAAAAAAAUCUCAACAAAAGAAGAGAACAUCACCGUGCAAUUACAAGGAGAGGUUUUUUGUAUUGGACACCCAAGACCUGAAGUACUCUGAACGCCGCCUGGGAAGAAAGCCCAUGCUGAAAGGUUGCAUCGAGCUGUCCAGAAUCAAAUGUGUGGAGAUUGUGUGCAGCGAACUUCCCAUACCAUGCAACUAUAAGUACCCUUUUCAGGUUUUUCACAACCACUACUACCUCUACAUUUUCGCCCCAGACAACGAUUGCCGUCAGAGAUGGGUCAGAGCUCUGAAAGAGGAGACAAAGCGUAAUAAUUUGGUGGCUAAAUACCACCCAGACUUCUGGAUGGAUGGGAAAUGGAGAUGUUGCCAACAAGCAGAGAAACUGGCGGCAGGUUGUCAUGUGUAUGACCCAGUGGGUUAUGCUUCUAAAAAGCCACUUCCUGAACCCCCUGGUCCAGAGGAGGGACUGCAUGAUGCAGAAGAGAGUACGGUGGUCGCCCUGCAGGACUACACGGCGAUCAGAGGCGAUGACUUGCCCCUUCAGAAAGACCACGAGUACACCCUGAUCAACAGCUGCCACUGUGACUGGUGGGCCGUACGGAAUGAGAAGGGAAACACAGGCUUUGUCCCCAGUACGUACGUAGCGGAGAAAUCCGGCAACAACUUCCAGAGAUUUAAAUGGUACAACAACAACAUAAUCAGAGGGGAGGCCGAGGAUUUGUUAAUGAAACAGGGAAAAGAAGGCGCUUUCAUGAUGCGUGACUCGAGACAGGCAGGAGUCUACACAGUGUCAGUCUUCACCAAAGCACCGGGGUCUAAUGGGGAGAAGAAUCCCAGAGUGAAACAUUACCAAAUUAGACAGGCAGAAACCGGAGAGGCCAGGUUCUACCUGGCAGAGAGGUACCUGUUCAGCACCAUUCCUGAGCUUAUCUAUUACCAUCAACACAAUGCUGCCGGCCUGAUAACUCGUUUGCGACACCCAGUACCUCAAGAUGGAAGCAGCUCUCAGGACGUCGCUGAUCCCUCAAAAGAUCAGUGGGAAGUGGACCCCGAGGAGCUGAUCUUGGGUCAGGAGUUGGGCAGCGGCCAGUUUGGGCUCGUGCUGGAAGGGAGGUGGAGGGACAAGAAGGUGGCAGUGAAGACGAUAAGAGAGGAGUGCAUGUCAGACGAGGAAUUUAAAGAAGAGGCAAGGGUCAUGAUGAGACUGUCCCAUUGUAAGCUGGUUCAGCUCUACGCCGUGCGCACCCAGUGUUCCCCCAUGUGUCUGGUGUUUGAGUUCAUGGACAACGGCUGUCUGUCAGACUACCUGCGAGCCAGAAAAGGCCGUCUGUCUCAGGAAGCGAUGUUGGGGAUGUGUCUGGAUGUCAGUGAGGGGAUGGCUUACCUGGAGUCCUCCAACUUCAUCCACAGAGAUCUGGCGGCGAGGAACUGUCUAGUCUCAAAGAAGAAUGAGGUGAAGAUAUCUGACUUCGGCAUGACCAGAUUUGUGCUUGAUGAUCAGUACACAAGCUCCCAGUGCUCCAAGUUCCCCAUCAGGUGGUCGGCCCCAGAGGUCAUCAAGUACUGCAAGUUUAGCAGCAAGUCCGACGUCUGGUCAUUCGGUGUGCUCAUGUGGGAGGUGUACAACGAGGGCCGCAUUCCUUACGAGAACCGCUCUAAUGUCGAUGUUGUGGAGUCCUUGAGCAAAGGCCUGCGGCUCCUGAAGCCGCGCUUGGCCCCAGACGCCAUCCACAAGCUCAUGACGUGGUGCUGGAAGGAGAAACCAGAAGAUCGUCCAUCCUUUGUUGUCCUCCUGCAUGAGCGGGCCUUCCUCUCAGACCUGUGAAGAUACGAUUUGAGGUUGAAAACUAUGAAAACAGCUUAUUUAUUUUAUUUAUUGAUAUAUUACCAAUUGCUUGUCAAAUGUCAGUGACGCCGUUUUGAUUGAGAUGAUUACCAAACACAAUUCCUUGGUUUAGCACUUUAUCGACUUCAUAUUCCUGAGAAGGCUCACACAGUCCAUUCACACAGCUACUGCUGCUUACUGCUCGUUCGUCUGAAGGUUUCGAAUAUUCUACAAGGGUUCUUCACAUUAAACAGGUGUGGGUUAAACCAUUGGUAAUUAAAUGGAUCAAUCCUCA
Cyclopterus lumpus (lumpfish) is the source of this 2281-nucleotide messenger RNA. It is a transcript of the gene itk, whose product is annotated as IL2 inducible T cell kinase. Bases 133 to 1986 code for a protein of 617 amino acids. The record is from RefSeq and is a predicted model, not a curated record. The transcript is spliced from 17 exons. Gene Ontology annotation, molecular function: ATP binding; non-membrane spanning protein tyrosine kinase activity; protein binding. Gene Ontology annotation, biological process: peptidyl-tyrosine autophosphorylation; adaptive immune response; B cell receptor signaling pathway. NCBI's taxonomy places the organism in Eukaryota, Metazoa, Chordata, Actinopteri, Perciformes, Cyclopteridae.